This is a messenger RNA of Beauveria bassiana ARSEF 2860, 816 nucleotides long. Its product is annotated as Ras family protein. NCBI's taxonomy places the organism in Eukaryota, Fungi, Ascomycota, Sordariomycetes, Hypocreales, Cordycipitaceae. Gene Ontology annotation, biological process: small GTPase-mediated signal transduction. Bases 1 to 816 code for a protein of 271 amino acids. The record is from RefSeq and is a predicted model, not a curated record. The transcript is spliced from 3 exons. Gene Ontology annotation, molecular function: GTPase activity; GTP binding.
AUGGCGUCGCAGCAUCAGUAUCGCGAUUCAAACUACGCCCAGGCAAGCUACGAUCAGACGCGCCGCAACCAGCGCACAAGAUCUAGUGAAGGCACCGUGAGCACAACCAUGAGCUCCGCCUCGGGCCGUGAGUCGGCCGCGACGCACCUCACGGAACCGCCCACAUACUCCAAGAAGAUUGUGGUGGUGGGCGAUGGCGGCUGCGGCAAGACGUGCCUGCUUAUUAGCUAUAGCCAAGGUUACUUUCCAGAGAAAUAUGUUCCUACCGUCUUCGAGAACUACAUCACCUACCCCGUCCACCCGCCUUCUGGCAAAACCGUAGAGCUGGCUCUGUGGGACACUGCCGGACAAGAGGAAUACGACCGCCUUCGCCCGCUUUCCUACCCAGAGACAGACUUGAUUUUUGUCUGCUUUGCCAUUGACUGCCCCAACUCGCUAGACAAUGUCAUUGACAAGUGGUACCCCGAGGUCCUACACUUUUGCCCAUAUACGCCGCUUAUUCUCGUCGGCCUCAAAUCAGACCUCCGGUACAAGCGCUCAUGCAUCGACAUGCUCAAGACGCAGGGCCUGACGCCCGUCACCUCGGAGCAGGGCAUGGCCGUCGCCCAAAAGAUGGACGCCCAGUACAUGGAGUGCAGCAGUAAGGAGAUGGUUGGCGUCGACGAGAUUUUUGACCGCGCCAUCCUCACCAUAGUCGCCAACGACCGCAGAAACGUCGAGUCGGCAGCCGCCGCCGCCCGCGCCGCCAACGCGGAUGGCAAGCCGCUGCCGCCCCUCAAGGCCAGGAAGAAGAAGAGAAAGUGCCAGUUUCUCUAA